ACUGGUACUUCCACGAGACAAGGGAUGGAGACGGGGGGAAGCCUGGAGAGACCUGAUCAGGGCGCUGGGCAUGAGGCUACUGAGCCGCAGAAGAGCUGUGCUGGGGACAGUCCGGGGGGACGUGCUGGCCAGGGCAGCGGGGAUGGGUGCUCACAUCCAGCUGCACAGGGACAGGAGGCUGCGGCUCCCCCUCUGCAUUUCCCAUGGAGGGGGGGACAGGGUGCCCAUGCAGGAGCACUGCCCCCAGCCUGGGGGCACGUUUGGGGCUCAGGGGGUCCCUGCGCAGGGCUGAGCCACCCCUCGAGAGGCAGAUCCCCUGCUGGGUGGUGACCUGCCUGGCCAGAGAAGCUGGGCAGUGUGGCAGCGGAGAGGCAGAAGUGCACCCCGCCAUGGGGGCCAUGUCAGGGGCAGAAAGGGGAGCCCAUGGGGCAGAGGAAGGAGCAGGGGCAGGAGUGCAGCAGCAGGACUCAGAGAACAGUGCACAGCAGUGCUCUGGAUGACAGGGGCAGCAGGAAGUCAGCUGAGACCAGAUGAAACAAGAAAUCUCACGCCCUCGCUAAACCUCCAGCAGCAACGGGUUUGGUACCCCAGGCACAAGAGGAAGAAAAGCCCCAGAGACACAACGAAGAAGGAGCGUGAGGGGCAGGAGGGCUGCCCUGACGCGUGGCCCAGGCCAGCCUGCCCAUGUGGCUCCUGCUGCUCGCUUGGAUGCUGCUACCAGGUAGGGCUGAGGGGACCCCAGGGGCUCAAGCCCCACACUGAAAUGGCCCCAUGGGGCAGGAGGCGUCGAUGUGGUGGCAGCAGCACUCCGACAGCUCUGUGUGUCUCCGCAGGCUGCUGGGCGGUGACGGGGCCCGGCACCGUGCGGGGAUCCCUGGGGGGAUCCGUCUCGGUGAACUGCACGUACAAGCCCGGCAAGGAGUUGAAGCCGAAAUUCUGGUGCCAUCCGGGAACCAUUUACACCUGUGUUACUGACAUCGUCAUCACCUCGGAGCCGGAGCCCGAGGUGCGGGGGGGCCGAUUCUCCAUCCGGGACAAUCGCGCACAGCGAGUGUUCACAGUGACUGUGGAGGGUCUGAAAAAGUCGGACGCGGGCACCUACCGCUGCGGGGUGCGAAAUAGCAAAUUGUUGCCUGACGACAGUGCCGACGUGGAGGUGAUCGUGUCCCCAGGUCAGUCCCUGCACGUAUUUCCCCCCCCGCACAGCACCAGCACCCGCCGCAUCUGUCCCCGCUCCGCAGGUGCAUCCCCGACGCUCAGCCCGGCCCCCGUCCUCCCUCCGACCACCCCCCGGCCGCCCACCGCGGGGACGGACGCUCCGCGGAGGAACCCCGGCGCCGUCAGCGUCUUCCCGGUGCUGGCCGGGCUGCAGGUGCUGGUGCUGCUGGCCGCGAGUGCCGCCGUGCUCUGGGUCAGCCUGCGGGGCGGCUGAGCCCCCGGCGGGGACCCCGCGGCCGCAGCCGGUGCCGCUUCGCCCCGGGACGCCCCGGCCCCGACGGCGCGGACGGAGGCGGGGGUGGUGGGCGGCACCGGGGCCCCGCUGGCCCCUUCCCGCCGCCGCCGGCGGCUGCAAUAA
This is a messenger RNA of Harpia harpyja (harpy eagle), 1576 nucleotides long. RefSeq names its product CMRF35-like molecule 6. NCBI's taxonomy places the organism in Eukaryota, Metazoa, Chordata, Aves, Accipitriformes, Accipitridae. Gene Ontology annotation, cellular component: plasma membrane. The record is from RefSeq and is a predicted model, not a curated record. Gene Ontology annotation, molecular function: transmembrane signaling receptor activity.